Closterium sp. Yama58-4 is the source of this 522-nucleotide messenger RNA. The record is from the annotation of a GenBank genome assembly. NCBI's taxonomy places the organism in Eukaryota, Viridiplantae, Streptophyta, Zygnematophyceae, Desmidiales, Closteriaceae.
AUGAUGCCAGAUUUAGUCGCCGACUCGAAUCGCACUGGACGGCGCGAAGAUGAGGAGGAGCGGGAGGAGGAUGAGGAGGGGGACGAGGAUGAGGAGGAGGAGGAGGAUGAGGAGGAGGAGGAGGAGGAUGAGGAGGAGGAGGAGGAGGAGGAGGAGGAGGCGCGAAUCGCAGAAGCGGAUAAGAAGUCAACUGCGAACCGCGCAAUGGCGGAGGAGGACGGCAGGGCCGGCAGGGGAUGGGGAAAAAAGGCGAUGUCGCGAAGGAAUGAGCGUUGCUUUGUUCGAGAACAAUGCUUCGCCGAUUGGAGAUUUCGCACGGUUUCGUACUGCAGGAGAGUUUCGCGUUCCGCGCUCGCGUGUCGCUCGCUCGUCGCCGGCGCGUCGAUUAUUUGCCGCCUCCGUCGCCCGUCCGUCAGCCCCGAUGCUCUCGCGAAUCGCGUCGAGUCUGCGGCAGAGCGUGCAGCGGCUGACACGUGGCGGGGGACCCGCGGUUUUGGCGGGAACGGACGACGCGGGAAAUAA